Neurospora tetraspora is the source of this 4641-nucleotide messenger RNA. Its product is annotated as P-loop containing nucleoside triphosphate hydrolase protein. The coding region runs from base 1 to 4641 and encodes 1546 amino acids. Gene Ontology annotation, cellular component: cytoplasm; nucleus; RISC complex. NCBI's taxonomy places the organism in Eukaryota, Fungi, Ascomycota, Sordariomycetes, Sordariales, Sordariaceae. Gene Ontology annotation, biological process: siRNA processing. The transcript is spliced from 5 exons. The record is from RefSeq and is a predicted model, not a curated record. Gene Ontology annotation, molecular function: ATP binding; RNA binding; ribonuclease III activity.
AUGAAUCUGGACCCUCGGAAAGACAACCCGGCCGAGAUGGAUGUCGAUCGCGAUGGUAGCUCCCAGGACUCAGACGACGAGUCGUUCAAGAGUGCCGUUGACGAACCCUUUGACUUGAAGGAACUCUACCAAGAUGCCCUAGAGGAGCUGUCUGAAGAGCUAAACGAUGAAGUGUCAACCCCUGCUGCCUUGGCCGCGAGGGCUUAUCAACUCGAAAUGUUCGAAGCAAGCCUCAAGCAGAACAUCAUCGUGGCUAUGGACACUGGCAGUGGCAAGACUCAGGUUGCUGUACUUCGCAUAGCCAGAGAGCUCGAACAAAGUGACAAGCGAGUUUGGUUCCUGGCGCCAACGGUCGCCCUGGCCCGCCAACAACAACAAGUUUUGCAAUCCCAAAUACCCUCCGCCAAGGCCAUAUUGCUCUGUGGAAAAGAUGGGGUGGACAGCUGGUCUGAGCAGGCUGUCUGGGAUGCCGUCCUGCUCAACGUUCGUAUCGUGGUGUCGACAUACCAGAUCUUGUCCGAUGCAAAUGCUCACGGCUUCGUCGGCUUGGAUUCCCUGAGCUUGAUUGUCAUCGACGAAGCACAUAACUGCAAUGGGAGCCAUCCCAUUUCCAGAUUGAUGACCGAGGCUUACCUGCCUGCAAAGAGGGUUGGUCUACCAGUCCCUAGCAUCCUCGGUCUCACGGCAAGCCCGCUGAUGUCAAACAACCUCGAUGACAUUGAAAAGCUUGAACAAGUCCUUGAUGCAGUCUGUAGGACUCCUACAAAACAUCGAGAUGAGCUUCUUGCACACGUGAACCGCCCGGAGAUGCUCGUUGUUUCAUACGGCGAUUCUGAGGGCCCUGGUGCCGAGCCAACACCAACCGACCUCAUGAUAAGAUUCAGAGAAGCAUAUCACGGACUUGAUAUAAGCAAGGACCCAGAAGUCUUGUUCCUCAAAGCACAACGCACGGAACGGGCUAGGGAAAGGCUUCGUCAGGCUUUUACCAAGAAGGACACGCUCGCCCAGAAAGAAAUGAGAGGGUUUUACAACAGGGCCGUCCUUCUGUGUGGGGAAGUUGGGCCAUGGGCGGCAGACUUUUACCUUUCAAGAGGAAUUUCCCAAAUGUUGGCCGAACUGGAGUGUGAACCUCCGGCCCACUUCCGGUACAUAGGCGAGGCAUUACGAUCUAUCCCCAUUCCGGCUAUUUCAGAAGAGCCCAACCAGCUCUCCCCGAAAGUCCAGACUUUGCUGCAAGUUCUUGCUUCCCAUGAGCAGGACCCGGUUGGUAUUGUCUUUGCCCAGGAGAGGGUAAUGGUCAGCAUUGUGACGCAUGUCAUAUCCACCCAUCCGCUAACCAAAGACCGUUACCGCACUGCUUCCAUGAUUGGCACUGCUAGAGUACCAGGAAAGACCAAAAAUUACAAGGACAUGACAAAAAGGGAGGACAUGACAUCCCUCGAAGGGUUUCGCGAAGGCCGCUUUAAUUUACUUGUCGCGACGAGUGUCCUUGAGGAGGGCAUUGACGUUCCCAUCUGCAACCUCGUCAUUUGCUUUGACGAACCACUAAACAUCAAAUCCUUUAUCCAGCGUCGUGGAAGGGCAAGAAUGGGUAGCUCUACUCUCUAUCUUAUGGUUCAAGACGCCUCUGGCCAGUCCGCAACUGACUGGCGUGAUCUGGAACGGCUGAUGAAAGAGAAGUACGAGGACGAGAUGCGUCAAAACGCAGAACCCGAGUUGGUCGAGGAUCCGAGACUUGGCGAUUAUCCAGUUCUGGAAGUCGAGGGUACUGGCGCUCGCAUGACUAUCCGAGAUGUCAGAUCCCAUCUUCAUCACUUUUGCGCAAAGGUCUCGUCAAGAUCCCGACAUCUCCAGAACGAACCUUACUUCGUCAUUCGUAAAGUUUAUCCGGACCCAGCAUCACCCGACCGACGGACAUUGCUCAAGGCAACUGUUCAUCUGCCAGCAUCUGUUGUCCCAGAUUUACGUCGCCACGAAAGUCUUUGGACUUGGACGUCGGAGAGGCUUGCAGUUAUGGAUGCCUCAUUUCAGGCAUACAAAGCUCUUUACAACGCCGGAUUAGUCAAUGAUCAUUUGCUGCCUACAAAGGUAUCUGACUUUCUGACCGACUUUGGGUACGACCCGGGUCAUAUUUGGGUCAAGACACAAUUCGACCCUUGGCCAGAGGUAGCUCAUGCCUGGCAAGAGGGCUCGUUCUUGUACAGCCGUCGCCUGACAAUUCUGGUUCCGGGUGUGGAAGUACCCCUCGAAUUCGAGUUUAUACUGCCCGUGCCAGUUCCCUACAUGGCGCCUCUGAAACUGUGGUGGAAUUCCACUUCUGCUUUGACGCUCAUCACCGAUCCAGAGAUGCAGGAAUUCCGCAAAGAAGAAGUAGCCAGUGCUGGGCCAGAUCAUUCAUAUGCUUUGCUCGCCAUGGCUUUUGAACACCGAUUCCCGCUCAAGGGCAGGCAAUAUCCGAUUCGCCUCGUAUCAACCCAAAGGAAACUUGACGUCGACGGAAUUGCAGCUCUCGAGUUCGACCCUCGACUGUAUGAAAGCUUCCCUCAGCCUCCUCUUGUGAGACUGGUAGACAGGAAAGUGCCUUAUUUCGUCACCAAGGUCCUGCCGUCCAAGCCACCGGUCGAGCUCAUAUUAAAGCCAAGUCCAGAUCAUGCAGACCUUCCAGAGAACGUUCCAUACGUGGUUUACAAGCCCAUCGGCAAAGCCGUGGGUCAGUUUAUUCCACCUGAUGCAGCUCUAGAUCAUGACAAUUGGACUCCGAAGAACGGAAAGCUGUACCAAAAGGUCCUCCCUUCCACACGUAUUCAGAUGGAUGACUUCCCGGCCGUGUUCGCCCAGGUGGGUGCGGUCAUCCCAGCUUUCACAAGGGCAGUGGAAAUGAGUUUAGUAGCCGCGGACCUGAUGUACAAUCGUCUGGGUUGUCUGCAACUUGAUAACUUGCCUCUCGUUACUACCGCACUAAUUAGCAGUGGGUCUCGAGCCCCGACCAACUACGAAAGAUUGGAGUUCAUUGGCGAUACAAUCUUGAAAUUCUGCGCCUGCCUCUCUGCUUCGGCGUUAUUUCCAAACUACCAUGAAAGGUUGCUCUCCCAAUGGAAAGACAAACUCGUGAACAACGUGCGACUCUGUCGGGCAUCUCUCGAUUUUGGCCUUGACGAGUACGUCAUCAACUCUGUGGCCUCGAAGAAGUGGCGGCCCAAGUUUGUUGAGGAUUAUCUGGAUGAGAUGAAGUCCCCGGAAUCGGCAGAAACCCGGCAGAUGAGCUCCAAGAUGGUAGCCGAUGUUGUCGAGUCCCUCAUCGGCGCCGCAUACGUGUGUGGGGGUAUGUCAAAGGCACUCGAGUGUAUCUCCCUCCUUAUCCCCACUUCCAAGUCCAGCAAGUUCAAGUGGCAGAAUAUUGGUGUUAGCCGUGACCAGCUUUUCGAGCUUGCUCCCAAAGAUGCCAUCCUCCCCAAGCAAUUAGAGCCUCUAGAGAAGGCCAUGGGCUACACUUUUACCAAAAAGUCACUCCUCAUCGAGGCCAUGACGCACCCGUCCUGCCCAGGUCUCAGUGACAACGACUCCUGCUACGAACGCCUCGAGUUCCUCGGCGACGCCACCCUCGACGUCAUCGUCGUCAAGCGUCUCAUGGCCGAGACGGGCCCCAACGAGCUCGCGCACAACGACAUGCACGAGUACCUCUCCUCGGUCGUCACUGCCGACAUCAUGGCGUUCCUGGCCAUGGAGUGGGUCAUCAGGCAGACGGACAUCUUCGAGAUCAACCCUGCCAAGCUGGACGCCCUCGACCUCCUUCCUUUCUCCAAGAGCAAGAUAACUUCUGCGAACCUGGUCUCCAACAAGGAGGACUGGCCCUUCUGGCGGUUCAUGCGUCACAACUCACAACACGUCGCGGCCACCCAGACCGCCACCAAAGAACGCUACCUCGCCCUCAGAGACGACAUCCGCGCUGCGAUAUGGAAGCAGAACGAGUUACCCUGGGCUUUGCUGGCGCGCAUGGGCCCCGCCAAGUUCUACUCGGACAUUGUAGAAUCUUUAAUCGGCGCCGUGUGGGUCGACUCCGGUUCGUGGGAAGCGUGCGAGCACGUGCUGAACCAAAUGGGCCUCUUGCCGCUGCUAGAUCACUUACUCAAGAACAAGGCGCAUGUGAUGCACCCCAAUGUCGAGCUGCAGAUCCUGGCGCCCCCGAACAAGCGGGAGACGCGCACCGAGUUUGUGAUAAUUUCCAACAAGAGGGGCAUCAUCAGUCGCGGGACGGAGUUUGAGGAUGAGCCGAGUGCCGUUGAUGAUGGGCUUGUGACGGUAGAGCCAUAUGAUGACGUACCGGCACAUGGCGAGGUGUUUUCUUGCAAGCUGUUUGUUGGAGGCAAGCAGGUGGCGGAUGUGACGGGUGCGGGGACGAAGGAGGAGGCCAGGGUGAGGGCGGCGGAGAUGGGGUGUUGGGUGAUUAAGGCGGAGAGGAAGGCGAUGGCUGAGAAGAAAGCUGAGAAGGCUGAGAAGGCUGCUGCUGCUGCUGCUGUUGAUAAUGAGGAUAAGGGGGAUAACACGGAGAACGGAGACACCAACGCCAAGAGCGGGGAGAACGGGGGAAAGGAAGAGGUCCCCGAUCACCGUGAUGCGGAUGGGGAUACGGUUAUGAACUAG